ACAGCUUUCUCGGUAUCCAUCCAUCCUUCUUUUGAGCUGUAUAUGAUGCAGCAGUAAUGAUCCCGGUCCAGCGCGUUAAAGCUCAGCCUCAGCUGUGGCACGUGAGCGCCGAAGCUCCUCCGUGGCUAUGGAUGGUCCCGAACUCCUCCGGACUGUGUCGGGCGGCUCCUCCCGUGCUCAUCUCCUCUCGCCCUCCUCCGGUGAUUCAGACGGUCUCGGGAUGGCAGAUGUCCUGCGAUCCGUUUGUGCCCGUGAUGCGCGCGGCCGCCGCGGAACCCGCGACCAUCAGUCAGUUCAGUCUGCCCAGUGUUCAGUGGGAGAUCCCGUCCAGGCCUCAUGUGUUGGGUUUCCAACCUUCUGCAAGUGUGGAUCUACUUCCAGUGUUUCCUCAUGUAUACCGGACGGUCCUGCCUCCACAUUACGGCAAGGGCUGGGUGGAAAAACGUGUGCCUGACUACAAGUUUUAUCUAAACAACACUUUAGCUCUUGAGACCACCUGGAUCAGUCCGGAGGAAAUGGGAAUUUUCCAGCAUCAGGAAAAGCCACUGCUGCGGACAAAUCAAACAGCGUUGAGCAUAUGUAGGCCAGCUGCAGCGUCCAGGAAUAUCCACACUCUACUUUUGACACCCAGGCGCGUUUCAGGUUGUCCCAUGGCCAUUAAGCGAGUAGGAAGUUCUAAACGGAUCGCUCUGGCAGCAGCAGCCAUGAUGGCGAUGGAUUCUGACGUGACACAGGGACCAUCUGUCUCUUCUGCUCACCCUCUCCACCUGCUCUCGCUCUCACCCCUCAAUCUUCCCUUUCUAACGGCACCUCACACAG
Molecule: messenger RNA, 819 nt
Organism: Carassius auratus (goldfish)
Lineage: Eukaryota; Metazoa; Chordata; Actinopteri; Cypriniformes; Cyprinidae
Product: transcription elongation regulator 1-like protein
Exons: 4
Cellular component (GO): nucleus
Molecular function (GO): transcription coregulator activity; RNA polymerase binding
Source: RefSeq, a predicted model, not a curated record